Trifolium pratense (red clover) is the source of this 2285-nucleotide messenger RNA. RefSeq lists its product as uncharacterized. Gene Ontology annotation, molecular function: protein binding. Lineage: Eukaryota; Viridiplantae; Streptophyta; Magnoliopsida; Fabales; Fabaceae. Bases 226 to 2037 code for a protein of 603 amino acids. The transcript is spliced from 6 exons. The record is from RefSeq and is a predicted model, not a curated record.
AAACAAAACCCAAUAACAUAGAUGAUCAACUAAUAAUAUAAAUACUAUCUAAAUUAUUUAAUAAACUACUACCUAAUAAUUAUUUAAUUAACUACUAUUAAUCUUCUAUCAAAGAGCCAAAUGAGUGUGAUUGUGCAUGUUUUCCUUAUCUUCUCUGCACAUUUUAAUUAUCCCUUCGAAAUCAGUUUUCAGAUUCCAAAACAAAAAUAAAGUUUUGCAAUAGAAAUGGCAUCUGCAGUAUCAAGUCUUCUGAUGCCUUCUGACGAUGUCAAUACUGCUAUCACUGAGUUCGCUCGACGAUUUAAUCACAGUUAUUACCAACCCCUUCAAUUGGCAAUACUAAAAGGCGACUGGAAAUCAACAAAGGCUUUUCUUGAUAAUGAUCCAACCGCAUUGACAGCUAAGGUUACAAUACAUGGCAGGACUGCACUUCAUGUUGCAGCUGUUGGAGCUCAGUGGAAACUUGUCGAGAAGUUGGUGCAACAUCAACAUAUGCCUGCAAAUAUGCUUGCAGAAUUGGAUUUAAUGGGCUGUACUUGCCUUCACUAUGUUGCAAUGGGCAAAAGUGUAAAUACCGCAAAGGCAUUGGUGGCUAAAAAUCCUUCUCUUACACAAGUUACUGAUUUAAAGGGAUUUACACCACUGAUCUACAGUAUUACAUCUAGAAGAUGUAAAGAAAUGAUUUGGUAUUUUGUUUUGAAUACUACAGAUGAAAGUCCUAGUUGUCCAUUCUCUGGUCCGUCUGCUAAUCAACUUGUUGGUUUGCUUACAGGAGCCGGAUUUCAUGAUAUCACCAUGCAUCUUCUGCAUCGCUACCCUAACUUGGCCACUAUUUCUGAUUCAAAUGGUAGCAGCAUUAUACUUAAUGUUCUGUCAAAAUUGCCAUCUCACUUUCAAAGUGGACAAAAUCUUGGCUUGCUGUUCGCAAUCAUUCUCAGAAGUAUUCUCUUGAAACAUGAAUAUGGAAAUAUAAUAUGGACUGCACCUUAUACUCUUCUUCCUGGCUUAAAGCAAGCUAUAGAUAUGAAGUUGAGACAUGUAUAUGCUGUGAUAUUGACUGAAUUUGUUAUCUCACGAGCUUCAACCAUGAAUUCGAAUGACUAUCCAUUUUGGCAAUCUUUUGUGAGUCCGGAAAUUAUUUUCAGUGCAACAUCAUCUGGCAUAGUUGAGAUUUUGGAGACUUGUUUUCAGUUUUUUCCUGAUUUGGUUUGGACUCACAUUCCUAAUGAAGGGAACGUGGUUCAAAUUGCCAUCAAGAAUAGGCAAGAAAAAGUUUUUAGAUUUCUAUGCAAGAUGCCAAUAAUUUGCCAGCUUUUAGUGUUGGCAAUAGAUGAAUCAAAUAACACUGCAUCACACGUGGCAGCAAGGUUUACUUCUAAAAUAGAAUCAGAUUCAGGUGAAGCAUUGCAAAUGAUAAGAGAGUUACAGUGGUUUCAGGAAAUAGAGAAAUUGGAUGACCCUCUCCAUAAACAAGUGAAAAACAACGAUGAUAAAACAGCUUCCCAAGUGUUCAUGAAAGAACAUAAACCCUUAAUUGAAGAAGGGAAGAAAUGGAUAAAGGAUAGAUCAAACUCUUGUAUGGUAGUGGCAACUCUUAUUGCAACAAUCACCUUUGCGGCUGCGAUAACUGUACCUGGAGGUAACAACCAGGACAAAGGAACACCAAUAUUCUUGCCAAAUCACAAAUUCGGCGUGUUUAUGUGGUCCAAUGCAGUGGCUUUCUUUUCCUCAAUGACUUCUCUUCUGGUGUUUAUAGCAAACAGGAAUGGAUACUACACUGAAGAAGAAUUUGUGAUGGUAUUACCUCAAAGAUUAGUAAUCGGUUUGAACUUCUUGUUUGUUGCUGUGGUGACAACAAUGGUAGCAUUUAUUGCAGCUCUGUCUUUGUUUCUAGAGGACAGAUUCAAAAAUUUUACAACUAUUAUUUGGUCAUUGGCUUCUAUUCCAUUUUUAAUAUCUCUAAUGCUUCUGCUUCCAUCUACUACCGUGGAGUUACUAUAUAAAACGCGUUAUUAUCCUAAAAAAGGGUCUAUAUGACUUUUUUUUUUGCAUUUCUGUUUACCAACACAAUCCAAAGCAUUAUUUAGGUAACAUCUAAAAGGCCCAAAUGUAACAUCUCUAUUUUCUGUAAACUAUAUUUUCAUAUAUCUAUGGAUAAAUAUAUCACCUUAUCAAUUAAUAGUUGUCAUUUUAGAUGAUUUUACAUGUAUGUUAUAGUGAUUAUUGGGAUAUUUCGUGUGCAUGAGAUUACUAAUUAUAAGUUUGUGAUUAUUGUUUUAUUUUAA